AUGCCUGCUUGUUGCUCAUGGUUAAGUCGGCCAUUGUGUUGUCGACGAGAAUCACAACACGCAUAUAUCUAUUUGUAUACCCCAACGAUGACCGGUUCAUCAUCGUCAUCGUCAUCUUCUUCUUCUUGUCAUGGUUGUCUUGUUUGUAUUCUAUUUGGACUUUGCCUGGCCUUAGUUGUUACCCUAGCAGCUGUACUUAUGUAUCAUUUAAAUAGUACUGAUUUCAUAAAAACAAAAUCUUCUGAAAUAUGCACAACACAUCCAUUGACAAGAAAAUUGCAAUAUCCGGAUUUCGUUAAUACCAAAAUAGAUCUAUGUGAAAAUUUUCAUGCUUUUGUCUGCGACAAAUGGACACGACGAGAAGUCAUAGAAAAUUUCAACGAUAAAGAUGAUUCUGAAGAGCAGUGGACACGUAUGCAAAAUGAAAUUCAUCAGAAGCUUAUGGCAAAUACAAAUGGUCAAUCUAUACCAAACGAAAACGAUCACAUCAUCCCAUCUACUUAUCGAUUAUAUCAAUUAUGUGAAAAUCAAUCACCCUUAAUAUUACUCUAUGAACUUGAACGUUAUUUUGCUAAUCUAAGCCAUCAAGAACCAUAUCAGUCACAUUUAACUCUCUUUAAUCAAACAAAAUUGACAAAUAAUUCAUCAAAAUCAUUGUUUUUUCUUGAUCCGAAUCCAUUUUUUAAAAUUCUUCACUCAUCAUCGAGUUCUUCAAUUGUAACUCGAAUUCAUCAUCGUCCAUUGCCUUCAGCAAUAUUUAUCUUUUCAAAUAUAACAAUCUUAAAUCAAACAGCAUUGAAACAUUUAAAAAACUUUGAUAAUGAUUAUCGGAAAUUUUUAUCUGAAGAAAAUAUUUUAAUUAAAUCCUAUGAACAAGAAUAUAGUCAAGAUUCGUUGAUUGUAAAACGAAUAUUAUCUUUUACAAAUUAUGAACAAUGUCUAUCAUCAUCAUCAUCAAAUCGAAGUAAUGGUUUAGAAAAAUUAAUUCAAUUAUUAAAUUAUUUUCUUCAUUCACGUUUACAUAAAUUUAAUACAAAAUUAGUUGAUCAACAAAUUCGUAUCUUAAAUAAAAUAACAGAUAAUCAUACACUUGUUGAACGUCUUCAACGUAUAAGAACAGACUUAAGAACAAUUGAACAAAUUGUUCUUAUAAAUAAUACAAAUACGUCAUGUAUUCUUAAUUUACUGGAUGAACUACUUGAUAAACGUAUGAGAUCAAACGAAUUGCAUUCAAUGGUAGAUCUCUAUCUAUCAAACAAUACAACAGAAGAUUUUAUUUCAAACGAUUGGCCUUAUUUAUUUAUGUUAUAUGAUCGUUUAUUAAAGAAAACUCCUUUAGAUACUCUAAUCAAUUUUGCAUUUUUCGAUUAUUAUAGACAAUAUGUUUAUCCAUAUUAUCAAUCACAUCUUAAUCCUAUUAAUCCUAUUAAUAUUAAUCAUUAUAAUGAACAUUAUGCUUAUACAUAUCGAACAAAUUAUCCGAGUUUGUCGUGCCAAAUAAAAACUUGUUUUGAUAUAUUCAAUUGUUAUCAUCCUUCUUUACUUAAUCAAUUAAUUGAAAUUCAUAAUCAGACAUUUCUCGAUGAUACCAAAACUUUAGUUGAAAAUCUAAUUAAUCGUUUUCGAUUAUUAACUGAUCAAUCGGAUAAUUUAUUUCUUAAUGAAAAAAAGCAAAUUCUUAAUCAAUUAAAUAAAAUUCAAAUUCGUAUUGGUCAUUAUUCUUCUCAACCUAAUAUUUCUCUAUCAAAUGAUUUCUCAUCGUAUCUUGAAUACGUUCAAUUCUAUUUAAGAAUCCCGUACGAUAAACAAGAACAUUCAUAUUAUAUUGAACCAAUUUAUUAUCCAUCAAAUCAAAUAUUAUAUCUUCCUUUUGGCUUUCUUUCUCUAUCAAACACUUCAAUUGAAUAUCAUAUAAUAAAAAUUCUAUUAAAAGUACUUCGUUUAACUAUUCAAUCAAAUCCAUAUAAUAUUGAAUGUUUAUUAAAAUCAUCGGACGAUGAACAUGAUCCAAUAAAUACAACAAAAUUAUCUUCAAAUGACGAAUCUAUUGCUUAUCUAUUAUUACGUUCAAAAUUUAUAGCCGAACAACGAUUAAUUCUCGAUGAAUAUUUGUGGCCUUUUACAAAUGCUAAUUCAUUAAUGAAAAAUUUUCUUAUUCAUUAUACAGCUAAUCAUUAUUGUAGAAAUUCAAAUGGUCAUCAUGCAUAUCUAAAUAAUACUUAUCUUAUUGAUGAUGUUCAUUUGAUUUUUCAUUGUGAACAAGCUAGUUCAAUUAGACAAUCGAAAUGUACCGUCAAUUAA
Molecule: messenger RNA, 2301 nt
Organism: Rotaria socialis
Lineage: Eukaryota; Metazoa; Rotifera; Eurotatoria; Philodinida; Philodinidae
Source: the annotation of a GenBank genome assembly